GGUCAUUAUCUACCAACUUGACGUUCUUCCUUCCAUUCUCCGCUUCUCUCCACCACCACCACCACCACACUCUCCCCUCUCCCAUUCCACCACCACGAUGCAGAAGUUCUCGCGCCUCGGUCGUGUCGGCCAGGGCCUCAUGGGCUCGCGUUCGCUGGCAACCGUCAGCGACGCUCCGCUCUCUAGGAAGGUCGAAAUGACCAACUGGGAGAAGGGCCACUACAUCAACUACAAGAAGAUGAACGAGAACCUCAACAUCGUGCGCGGCCGCCUCAAUCGCCCCCUGACCUACGCCGAGAAGAUCCUCUACUCGCAUCUUGACGACCCGCAUGGCCAGGAGAUCGAGCGUGGCUCCAGCUACCUCAAGCUUCGCCCCGACCGCGUUGCCUGCCAGGAUGCCACUGCCCAGAUGGCCAUUCUGCAGUUCAUGUCCGCCGGCAUGGACUCGGUCGCUACGCCUACCACCGUCCACUGUGACCAUUUGAUUGAGGCCCAGGUUGGCGGCGUGAAGGAUCUGGCUCGUGCCGUCGACAUCAACAAAGAGGUCUACGACUUCCUGUCCACCUCGUGCGCCAAAUACAACAUUGGUUUCUGGAGGCCCGGCUCUGGUAUCAUCCACCAGAUCAUUCUCGAGAACUAUGCCUUCCCCGGUGCUCUCAUGAUCGGAACCGACUCCCACACUCCCAAUGCCGGAGGUCUCGGCAUGGCUGCCAUUGGUGUUGGUGGAGCUGAUGCCGUUGACGUCAUGGCCGACCUUCCUUGGGAAUUGAAGGCUCCCAAGGUCAUUGGUGUGAAGCUGACUGGUGAGAUGUCGGGCUGGACUUCUGCUAAGGAUAUCAUCCUCAAGGUCGCUGGUAUCCUCACCGUCAAGGGUGGAACCGGUGCCAUUGUCGAAUAUCACGGCCCCGGCACCAACACCCUCUCCUGCACGGGUAUGGGAACCAUCUGCAACAUGGGUGCUGAAAUUGGUGCCACAACCUCUCUCUUCCCCUUCAACGACCGCAUGUACGACUACCUAGCUGCCACCAAGCGUACCGAAAUUGGUGACUUCGCCCGCGAAUACGCUGCUGAACUCCGUGAGGACGAGGGUGCCGAAUACGACCAACUGAUCGAGCUCAACCUGUCCGAGCUCGAACCCUACAUCAACGGUCCUUUCACCCCCGAUCUUGCCACUCCCAUCAGCAAAUGGAAGGAGGCUGUCAAGACCAACAAGUGGCCGGAAGAGCUCAAGGUUGGCUUGAUCGGUUCAUGCACCAACUCGUCGUACGAGGACAUGUCCCGUGCUGCCAACAUUGCUGAGGAUGCCAUGUCCCAUGGUGUCAAGGCCAAUUCUCUGUUCACUGUCACCCCUGGUUCCGAGCAGAUUCGCGCUACCAUCGAGCGUGAUGGACAACUAAAGACCUUUGAGGAGUUUGGCGGCAUGGUUCUCGCCAACGCUUGUGGUCCUUGCAUUGGCCAGUGGGACCGUAAGGAUGUCAAGAAGGGCGAGCCCAACUCCAUCAUCUCCUCCUACAACCGCAACUUCACUGGCCGUAACGACGCUAACCCCGCCACCCACGCUUUCGUCACCUCCCCUGAUCUCGUCGUCGCCAUGACCAUCGCCGGUACUCUAAACUUCAACCCCUUAACCGAUACCCUCAAGGACAAGGAUGGCAACGAGUUCAAGCUCAAGCCUCCCCAUGGUGAUGGUCUUCCCCGCAACGGCUACGACCCAGGCCAGGAUACCUACCAGGCGCCUCCGGCCGACCGCUCCAAGGUCUCCGUCGCUGUCUCCCCCACGUCUGACCGUCUUCAAAUUCUCGAGCCGUUCAAGCCAUGGGAUGGAAAGGACGCUCUUGAUGUCCCGAUUCUUAUCAAGGCUCAAGGCAAGACUACGACUGAUCACAUUUCCAUGGCUGGCCCCUGGUUGAAGUACCGUGGCCAUCUCGACAACAUCUCCAACAACAUGUUGAUCGGUGCUAUCAACGCCGAGAACGGCGAGGCGAACAAGGUCAAGAACUUCAAGACUAAGGAAUACGAUGCUGUCCCGGCUACUGCACGUGACUACAAGAAGAACGGCAUCCCAUGGGUUGUCAUCGGUGACUGGAACUACGGAGAGGGUUCGUCCCGUGAACAUGCCGCGUUGGAGCCCAGACAUCUUGGCGGACUUGCCAUCAUUACCCGAUCAUUCGCCCGUAUCCAUGAGACCAACUUGAAGAAGCAGGGUAUGCUCCCUCUAGUCUUCGCCGACCCGGCCGACUAUGACAAGAUCCAGCCCGAGGACAAGGUCGAUCUAUUGAUCACUGAGCUCGCCGUUGGCAAGCCAAUGACCCUCAGGGUCCACCCCCACGAUGGAAGCAGCACCUACGACGUUAAGCUAGUGCACACCUUCAACGAGGGCCAGAUUGAGUGGUUCAAGAACGGAAGCGCACUGAACACGAUGGCCAAGAAGGCGGCGGAGAAGAAGGCGUAAAUGAUGAACAUGCAGUCUUUGUUUGCGAUAUCAAAGCAGCGAGAGGGCAUGAUGGGACGGCCUGGGAGGUCAUCCCUAAGCCCCGAUCAUUCAGCGGAGGAGUGGACGAUUGUGGAUGAUGAUAUAAGAUGAGAGCUCGCAAGCGAAUGACUGUCGAAGCGAUGCAUGCGAUGAUGAAACUUGAUGGCCGUCAACUACUGCAAAUGUAUUCUUUCUGCGUGCCUGCGUAGUGUGGAUGGGAUGGUGUUAUAGAAGCCUCUCUAUCUGUAUGUAGCUCUUUGGUAACAAGUUUUAUGGGUUUUCCUUCCGAUGGUUUUGUUCUGCAUAUGGCGCAUACUUUAUGAUUGCUUCGUUAUACAGCGGCCAUGUUAGCGUACCUGAGUG
Mytilinidion resinicola is the source of this 2836-nucleotide messenger RNA. Its product is annotated as putative mitochondrial aconitate hydratase. Gene Ontology annotation, biological process: tricarboxylic acid cycle. The record is from RefSeq and is a predicted model, not a curated record. Gene Ontology annotation, cellular component: mitochondrion; cytosol. Lineage: Eukaryota; Fungi; Ascomycota; Dothideomycetes; Mytilinidiales; Mytilinidiaceae. Gene Ontology annotation, molecular function: 4 iron, 4 sulfur cluster binding; aconitate hydratase activity. The coding region runs from base 98 to 2452 and encodes 784 amino acids. The transcript has 5 exons.